Oncorhynchus tshawytscha (Chinook salmon) is the source of this 2624-nucleotide messenger RNA. Its product is annotated as cationic amino acid transporter 4. Lineage: Eukaryota; Metazoa; Chordata; Actinopteri; Salmoniformes; Salmonidae. The transcript has 6 exons. Gene Ontology annotation, cellular component: plasma membrane. Gene Ontology annotation, molecular function: amino acid transmembrane transporter activity. Gene Ontology annotation, biological process: transmembrane transport; amino acid transport. The record is from RefSeq and is a predicted model, not a curated record. The coding region runs from base 290 to 2305 and encodes 671 amino acids.
GUACUGUGCCUUUAAGAAGAGAGCUCGGUCAGCUCACAAUUCUCUGGUUCUCCACCUUCCUCCCUUCCGUUGAGCUUCAAGGGAUAUCAACUGGGCCCGAGAUAGGCUACUGAUAAGCAAUAUUCAGCAUUCAAGACAUGGAAAGCACAGCAUCAUCAGCAAUAUGACAUCAGGCAGCAGUGUGGAUAGGUGAUCAUGGAUGAGUUAGUCGAUCAGGAGAAGAAUGGAUCCAGUUUGAGCAUCUUGACUGAUAAGACCCUGUCCAGUUGCUGAGUGUGAUCCUGUAACCAUGGCGACCUGUGGGCGUGGCUGUGUCCCUGCAGUGCGUUUCUGCCAGAGGCUGAACCGACUGAAGACCCUGGAUGAUGACUUGAUGGUGACGUCAAUGAAGCGUUGCCUGACUAUGGUGGACCUAGCCCUGCUGGGUGUUGGUGGCAUGGUGGGCUCUGGCCUAUAUGUCCUGACUGGCACUGUUGCCAAGGACACCGCUGGACCUGCCGUGGUCCUCUCCUUCCUCAUAGCAGGCAUCGCCUCCCUGAUGGCUGCCCUCUGCUAUGCAGAGUUCGGAGCUCGUGUUCCCAGAACGGGCUCAGCCUACAUGUUCACCUAUGUUUCUUGUGGAGAGAUCUGGGCCUUUCUCAUUGGCUGGAACGUAGUGUUGGAGUACAUGAUUGGUGGAGCCGCAGUGGCGCGGGCAUGGAGUGGUUACCUGGACUCCAUGUUUAACCACACCAUCCAGAACUACACAGAGAACCACAUAAUGAAGUGGAAUGUUCCCUAUAUAGCCCACUACCCUGACCUGCUGGCUGCCGGGAUUCUAGUUGUUGCCACUGUCUUCAUAACCUUCGGAGUGCGAGUCUCCUCUUGGCUCAACCACAUCUUCUCAGCCGUUAGUCUAGUUGUCAUACUCUUCAUCUUGGUGUUUGGCUUCGUGCUAGCCGACCCAGUCAACUGGAGCCAGAAGGAAGGAGGUUUUGCACCGUUUGGUGUCAAUGGGGUAAUGGCGGGCACAGCCACCUGCUUUUACGCAUUUGUUGGCUUCGAUGUGAUUGCAGCCUCCAGCGAGGAGGCAAAGAACCCCCAGCGAGCCAUUCCCAUGGCCACAGCCAUUUCGCUGGGCAUGGCCGCCACAGCCUAUAUCCUGGUCUCCACAGUCCUCACUCUCAUGGUGCCUUGGCACUCGCUCGACCCAAACUCAGCCCUGUCUGACGCCUUCUUCCGCCGAGGCUACAGCUGGGCUGGCUACAUUGUGGCAGUAGGGUCCAUCUGUGCCAUGAACACAGUGCUACUCAGCAACCUCUUCUCUCUCCCUCGGAUUGUUUACGCUAUGGCGGAAGAUGGCCUCUUCUUCUCCUUCUUCGCCAAGGUCAACCCUGUCACCAAGGUCCCUGUUAAUGCCAUCUUGGUGUUUGGCCUCCUCAUGGCCGUCAUGGCCCUCAUCUUUGACCUGGAGGCCCUGGUCCAGUUCCUGUCCAUCGGCACCCUCCUGGCCUACACCUUUGUGGCAGCCAGUGUCAUCGUGCUGCGCUUCCAGCCUGAGAAAGAGAAGACCAGUUCCAAGGCUAACUCCACUACCUCCCCCAACUCUAACCCUGAGCCCUCGCCCGAAGUCUCAGAGUCUCAGAUCAUAGCUCAGGACAGUGGGGAGCUGAAGGAGUAUGAGUCCUUCUCAGACAAGCUGCAGCUGGUGGAGAUGCAGAAGACCAGGGAACGGAGUGCCCCAGGGGUGUUGAAGGCCCGCUGGGAGCCUUACCUGGGCAGGUUGCUUGGGGACUUUGAGCCAGGGGAAGUGGUGGCCUUUUCUGUGCUGGCGGUGAUGGUGAGCUCAGUGUCCCUCUGUGCCGUGUUUGUGUUUGGGAGUAACCAGCUUCAGCUGCCUAUGUGGAGCAUCGCCCUGCUAAUAGUGGUGUUUGGCUCAACCUUCCUUCUCUGCCUGGUCAUCAUAUAUGCCCAUGAACCUCAUGUCAACACCAAAACCUUCCAGGUACCCUUGGUCCCAUUCAUUCCCGCUGCAAGCAUCCUCAUGAAUGUGUUCCUAAUGCUGAAGCUCAGCCCCAUGACCUGGAUCCGCUUUACUGUAUGGGUGGCUGCAGGUCUGCUCGUGUAUUUUGGCUAUGGGAUCUGGCACAGUAAGGAGGGCCUGAGGGAGCUGCAGCCCAAGGAUAUGGCAGCCAGGUAUGUGGUGCUCCCCAGUGGCAGCCUGGUAGAGACAGUCCAGUCUGUGCAGCCAAAUGGACAGCAUGACGCCAGCACCCUCCACACCACUCCCUCCCGGUCUGCUGAGGAGCAGCAGGCAGAGAGAUGAUGUGUAAGAAGGGAGCCAUUCUUAUUCAAGUGGGCCAUUAUCAUCUAUCUGCUCCUGCUCAUAUACUUUUACUGCUUUCGUUACCUCACUCUUCUCUUCUCACCCCUCCCUCAUGUGACUGGCCUCAUACAUUUGGUGUGUAACCCCACAAGGCUCUGUUUCUCUGCAUUAGUAAACACACAUCACAGGAUGGGACUCACUCUCAUUAUGAAACAUAUUUAUAGCUGUUAAUAUGGGAACAUACCUUUUUAUAGCUAUCCAGCAUUGUUUACUAUAUUAUUUAUUUCAAUAAACCAGCACAGGUGUUUUUUUAUUGUUA